AAAGGAAUUUCAUUCAAUCCUCCACUCGCUUCACCUGUUUUUUUCAAGUUUUUUUUCUCUUAGCAAUCUCUGUUUUACAAUGGCAAGUAAGCCUGAAGAAAUAACCUUAAGUGCCCUGCUUACUGCAGCGGCAGAGCAAUCCCCCAACCAGAAAGCGAUCAUUGUAUCUGGAAAAAUCGAGUUGCUACAUUCAGACCUCCAAAAAAUCGUGAAUACAUGCGCUGCCCAGCUCCGAAAUUCUGGUAUUGCACCAGGCGAUGUCGUUGCGCUUUCAUUCCCAAACUCAAUCGAGAUGGUGAUAUUGUUCCUGGCCGUCAUUCGGGCCCGAGGCGUGGCGGCGCCGCUAAACGCAGCCUACACGGCAGAGGAAUUCGAGUUCUAUUUGCAGGACUCACGAUCGAAGCUCCUCUUGCUGCCUUCCACCGGAAACGCAGCGGCGGAAGCCGCUGCCGUGAAUCUCAAGUUACCCACAGCCGGAACCCGAUUCUGCACCUCAUUGGACGGAAACAGAGCCCUCGAAUUUCUGCCCAAAUCCGUCGGCCUGAAAAUUCCGAGCAACGCAGUUUCAGAGUCCAUAAACCUGGAGAACAAGGAGGAUGACGUGGCCCUGUUCCUGCACACGUCAGGAACGACCAGUCGCCCAAAAGGCGUGCCUUUAACUCAGCUCAAUCUGGCGGCGUCCACGCAGCACAUCAGGGACACCUACGAGCUUUCCCCCGCAGACACCACAGUCAUAACGUUGCCUCUGUUCCAUGUCCAUGGACUCGUGGCGGCUCUGCUAUCGUCGCUCGUUUCAGGGGCAACGGUUGUGCUAACGGCGGCGGGAAGGUUCAGUGCCUCCACCUUCUGGAAUGACAUGAAGAGCUACGGUGCCACGUGGUACACUGCGGUGCCCACGAUUCAUCAGAUUCUUCUGGAACGUCACUCUGCGAAACCGGAGGAGUUUUACCCGAAGCUCCGAUUUAUAAGAAGCUGUAGCGCUUCGUUGGCUCCGGUGAUCUUGGAGCACCUGGAGAGCGCUUUCGGGGCACCGGUUCUAGAAGCUUAUGCAAUGACGGAGGCGUCACAUCAGAUGACAUCGAACCCUUUGCCUCACCGUGGGCAGCGGAAACCGGGGUCUGUUGGCAAACCCACUGGUUUAGAAGUCGGUAUUCUGGACGAAAGUGGUGUGCCCCAAACGCAGGGCACCAGCGGUGAGGUCUGCAUACGUGGUUUGAAUAUUACCAAGGGAUAUCAGAACAAUCCAGAAGCCAAUAAAACCGCUUUCCAGUUCGGGUGGUUUCAUACCGGCGAUAUCGGGUAUCUUGACGAGGAAGGUUAUCUGUUCUUGAUCGGUAGAAUCAAGGAGCUCAUUAACCGCGGAGGGGAGAAAAUAUCGCCGUUGGAAGUCGAUGCAGUGCUGUUAUCCCACCCGGCGGUUGCCCAAGCCGUGGCGUUUGGAGUUCCCGAUGAAAAAUACGGCGAAGAGAUAAAUGCUGCUGUUGUUCCUCAAGAAAACAUGACAGUGACUGAAGAUGAUAUAAUUACACACUGUAAAAAGAAUUUGGCCGUAUUCAAGAUUCCCAAGAAGGUUUAUUUGACAGACUCGCUGCCUAAAACGGCAAGUGGUAAAAUCCAGCGCCGUCUUAUGGCUGAGCAUUUCGGGGCAGCAGUUCGGGCCAGGAUGGGCGGCUAAUUACAACAAUUAAUUCCCUUUUUUCCUUGGAAUCACAACAUUUUGUAUUAUAAAUUUCCCUGCAAAUAGGAAGUAUUCGAGACUUCUUUCAUAUUAUUGAGAGCGAAGUCUCUUUUGUAGUAUAUCCAGUUGCUGUAACUUCCGCCGGAAAUUUAUAUUUCGCUUUAAGAAUAAAAAUAAAAUGAAGCUUCUUGUACAAAAA
Messenger RNA from Cryptomeria japonica (Japanese cedar), 1877 nucleotides. RefSeq names its product oxalate--CoA ligase. Lineage: Eukaryota; Viridiplantae; Streptophyta; Pinopsida; Cupressales; Cupressaceae. The record is from RefSeq and is a predicted model, not a curated record. The coding region runs from base 80 to 1675 and encodes 531 amino acids. Gene Ontology annotation, biological process: fatty acid metabolic process. The transcript has 4 exons. Gene Ontology annotation, molecular function: medium-chain fatty acid-CoA ligase activity.